CGGUUGAAACACGAAGAUCACUUUCCAUAUCUUCACAUUGGCUGCGGAGCCUACGAAGCUCCUGCUCCAUACCCUGUGCUGUAGCCAUGUCGCAAUCUCCGAAGAGACCUACGGCAUCGGGCUCAGCACCUUCUGGUAGCGAAUCGCAGUAUGUCAAAGACAACUUCGUGCCUCGCUUUGACAACACCUUGACCGGGUACAAGGAGUGGAGAAAGCGUGUGGUUUUGUAUUCCAGACGCUUGGCGAUCCAGGGCAGGGCAAAAGAAGUCGGAAUGAAUGUCUUAGCGAUCCUAGAAGGUUCCAGCUGGACACAGUGUGAGGACAUAGACUUGAAAGAACUCGAAGAUGAAAACGGUUUAGAUGUCCUUCUAGCACGUUUAGACAAACAGUGGCAGUAUGAUGACCGAGUGGAAACUAGCAACAUUUUCGACACCUUUUUCUUCAAGGUUCAACGGAAGACUGGCCAAACUCUCAUGGAGUAUGUCACAGAGUUUCAUCAAGCCUUGAGGGAAGUCUCACGUCUGAAGGUGUCUUUGCCUGAUGAGAUCACAGGUUGGCUGCUUCUGAGGCGUGCCGCACUCACCAAGGAUCAGCAGCAUCUUGUGCAAACUCAGGUCGGCAGAAACCUCACCCUGAAGAAUGUCGAGCAGAGCAUGUAUCAGGUGUUCGGCCAGGACUACAGGCAGACCUACUUGCCCAACACCAACAAGGCCAAGGGCUUUGCGAAGGGCAAGGGCCGUCAACAUAUCAUGCAUGCUGAUGAUUCAUAUGAUGAUGGGAGUGAAUGGCAAGAAUACUAUGAGACCGACGAGGUCUACUGGGAUGCAGCUGGCGAGUCACCUGACCAUGAAGAAUACCAUGAUCCAAAUGAUGAGACGUGGGAUGAUACCUACUAUGAGACUGAAGAGUCCUACCAGGAUGAAUCGCUCUUUGACAUCCAAGAGUAUGAUGAGGCCUACACGGCCUACACCGAUGCCAAGCAGCGCAUACAGCAGCUUCGUCAGGCCAGAGGCUUUUAUCCAGUUGUGGCUCUCAUGGACAACAAGCAGAUGCCUCUUGCUGCGUCAGGCGCUGGAAGUCCGAAAGGCAAGGGCAAAAAGUCAAAGAAACCCACCGAAGCUCCACCGUAUGCUAAGGGUAAGGGUCCUAAGGCUAGAGCCAAGUCUUUCUUUGGCAAAGAUGUUUGUUUGCGUUGUGGCAAAACUGGCCAUCGAGCGGCCAACUGCACUCAACCCUCGAGCUCUUCGGCAUCGGGCUCCAGCAAGAAGCGUGUCAUUGAUCUUGAUCCCAUGGUGAACAUGGUCUUCCAUCAGCAGUCUUCUUCACCUGGCGAGACUGAUGAGUUCUUUGAGACUGAAGAGGCCUACGCACAGGGCGAAGCACUGGUGCGAGCUGGUGGCUGGAUCACCAAGGUUCAGUUCGCCGAAGAUCCUGAUGAUGAGGUUUUCUAUGAAGUUGACAGCUACAUCAACGUGGAGGACGACGCCUCUGACGAGAUCUUCAGCAAGGAUGAAGUGGUCGAACGAGACCAAUGUGCGAUGACCAAGACAUGGGUCUGGAUGCAGGGCCAACUGACUGCAACCAAUCGUCGCACAGCAGCUCUGGCGAAUGAAGCUCGAGAUCCUGCUCAACCCAGGAAGAAGCUCAUUUGGGAGGUCUACAGUGGCACAGGUCUUCUUGGCGAAAUGGCUGAACUCAUGGGUGCCGAAGUCAUGCGAUUUGGGCUUCACAACGGCUGGGACUUUACCAAGUCAUCUCAUCGGCGCCAGCUCUUGCAAAUGGCCGAUGAACUUGUUGACACCAUGUGGAUUGACCUCAGCUCCAUUGAUGGCGCUCCAAAUACCACAUCAACCACUUCCAAAGGCCGAAAGAUUGCAGUCCUGGUGAUGAUUGACACCGCCACCAGAUCAGCUCACCCGAAGAUCAACCAGACCUUCAAGAUCAACAGAUCCAUGAGCCAGAUCAACUACACCAACAACCUGUGCAAGUACCACAACAACCUGUUCCCCUACAACAGCAGCAAGAUCAACAACACCAACAACCUUCUCAAGUACCACAGAUUGAAGCACAACUUCCUCACGAAGUACCAGUGCCUCAAGACGAAGAAUUUGAAUCUGAGCCAUCUGUGGCUGCUGGCAGUGCACCGCCUAUGCGAACAGCAACAGCGAGUCAAGCGUGCACGUCAACAAGAUCAAGAACUUGAGAUGCACGUUGAUCUCUUUUGCGGAGGAGAAGGGCAAGAAUCCACGGCAUUGCCCGGAGGAUGGUACUUUGACUCCAAGACACAAGAGUUCUACCUUGGCGACACGGUGGACUACUGGAGCUAUGAGGAUGGCUUCCUUGUCCGGAACCAUGUUCUCAGCAGAACCCACACUUUCCAGGCUGAAGAAUUUCCAAUUCCUCAAGACCAACUUCAAACCACGACUGGCUUGACUUUGCAGCGUGGAUCAAGACAGGUCUAUGUCAAUGACUCCGAGUCUGUUCAACUGGGACAUGACCAGUGGUUUGGGAAGACACUCUAUCCCCUGACCAAGGAAGCUGCUGAGAAUCGAGGCCAAUACUACUUGGGUGACUUUUCCCAGAAGCUUCAGAGUAACCAGACAAUUCGAUGCCGAGGUCAUAUCUGGGCAGCUCAAGCUUUCCCAAAGCGAAAGGCCGUGAAAGAAUCUGCAGAUCUCCGAGAGAGCAAGAUGAGCUUGGAAGAUCGUUUGGCCUUCGUGGAGGGCAAGAAGGCUGAGCUUGCAGCCAUCUUUGAGCACAAUGUCUGGGAGGUUGAACUACAUCCUGAGAAAGUCGACUGGGGACGAGUUAUGAAAGCUCGUUUUGUCCUCAAGUGGACCAGCGAUGGAAGAGCCAAAGCACGGCUAGUGCUUCAGGGCUUUGGCGACCCAGACCUGCUUCAAGGUGAGUUGAACACCUCAUCACCGACAUUGGCAAGGUCGUCACGACAGUGCCUCUUGGCAAUAGCAACAUGCUCGAUGUGGAAGCUGUUCAUCUCAGACGUCUCCACUGCCUUCCUUCAGGGUGAUCCUCAGACUAGAAUCCUGUGGGCCAAGAUUCCAAAGGAUGCUUGCCAACUGAUAGGAGUGCCCCCUGGCACACUCAUGAGGCUUCUCAAACCCAUAUAUGGACAAGCCGAUGCUCCCAGACAAUGGUUUGUCGUUGCUCGACGCAGAUUGAUCUCCAUCGGCUAUAAGCCGCAUGCUUUGGAUCAAUGUCUCUAUUUGUUGCAUCAUGGCCAAGAUCUCAUCUCGAUGAUUGGUCUACAUGUUGAUGACCUUCUAGGAGGAGGUGACGAAAACCAUGAGCGAUAUCAAGAGGCGAAGCAACGACUGAAGGCCGAAUUCACCUUCAAGCAUUGGCGCGAACAAGGUGAAAAUGAGACGCUGGAGUUCUGUGGAUGUCAUCUCACACCCAGUGAGACUGGAUGGUUGCUUCAUCAGAAAGAAUACAUCGUGAAGAUGAAACCCAUCACCUUAGCAAACGGCAAUCAAGAAGAUCGAGAACUCAGUCCAAAAGAAGUUAGCCUGUUGCGUGCGUUGCUUGGAGGUCUCCAGUGGCCUGCUACCCAAAGCGCACCCCAUCUGUGCGCCAGCGUGAGUCUUCUAUGCGGAGAAGUUCCUCAAGCAAGGGUGUCAACAGCCCAACAGGCCAACAAGCUCCUAAGACGCAAUUCCGAGUCCCAGGGUGGAUACUUUGUUCUCCUCAUGCACUCUAAGGUUCUUCAAGGACACAUGGACCAGCCUUAUAUCAUUCUUGAUUGGCGCUCAUUCAAACUACCACGAAUCAGCAGGAGCAGUUUGAACUCUGAAGCUCAAGCGUGCUCAGCUGCCAUGGAUGCCUUGGAGUAUCUCAUGAUCUUUUGGCAUGGAUGCAUGGUGCAUGAUUUUGAUUUGCGCUACCUGGACACUCAAGACAUUGCGAUGCAAUCAGCACUGGUCAUUGACGCAAAGGCGUUGUUCGACAGCAUCAAAGCCGAAGUUCCCCAACUUCAGGGAGACAAACGCACCAAGAUUGAAAUCAUGAUUGUCAAGCAGAAGAUGGACGAAAUUGGCACGAAACUCCGGUGGAUCAGCUCAGAGAUCCAGCUUGCUGAUGGUGUCACCAAGAUUGCGGCGCGACAGCUCUUGGCCGACCGUAUCAGAACACACCUGAUUUCCCUUCAAGCUGAUCAAACUUUUCAGGCAGCAAAACGAAAGACGCAAGCUGAACGACAAGCAUCAGCGCGUCGCAAUGCCAUUGGACGCAUGGUCCACAAAGGCAGCCUGGGCUACGUGGUUUUGACCAACCAGCUUGUGCCAGUUCGAGGUGAAGGUUCUUCACAUGACCAUUUCCUUGACAUCAUCUUCACAUUUUUCAUCAUCAUCUUUAUUUUCCUCAUUUGGCAGUUCUUUCAACGAAUGACAUGGUCCCUGAGGAGCUCUUUUGGCUCAACCAGGACAGUUUCCCCGCUCUUGCAGAGCACCUCGACACAGACCGAACCGGACGGUGAGAUUCCAAAGAUGCGCCAGCACCUGGAAAAUCAACGUCAUCGAAUCAACAUGCUUACCCAACAAGUCCAUGACAAGGACGACAAGAUCACAGAUUUGCAGGAAUGGAUUGACUACUAUCAAGGAGACCUGGCAUCGACACCACUUUGGGUGAGCCGAGCCGGUGAAAGAUUUCAUGUAAGACCAGAAUGUGAUUCCCUUCGGCAUGCCAAUCCCGGUGGCAUCAGAAGGCUUACACUUUGCUCACAUUGCAUCCGAGAUUUGCAUUCGAGCAGCG
Molecule: messenger RNA, 4767 nt
Organism: Cladocopium goreaui
Lineage: Eukaryota; Dinophyceae; Suessiales; Symbiodiniaceae
Source: the annotation of a GenBank genome assembly